Molecule: messenger RNA, 695 nt
Organism: Emericellopsis atlantica
Lineage: Eukaryota; Fungi; Ascomycota; Sordariomycetes; Hypocreales; Bionectriaceae
Exons: 1
Coding region: 97-600 (167 amino acids)
Source: RefSeq, a predicted model, not a curated record
CAAUCCCACGCACACCCACGUGAGGGCUAUGAAAAACAGCGAGGCUGUGCGCUGCGAAAAAAAAUCAAAUGCCAACUCAAAACGGAACUCUUGUUGAUGGUCAAGGCAGAAGGGGUAGUAGGCCACGAUCCGGAAGCCGCUACUGCGCAGGUCUUCGAUUGUUUCUCUGCCAUCUCGAGGCUCAACGGUGACAUACCAUUCGACUCUUCGGAGCGUCCCAAGCCGCCCUUCUGGCAGAAAUAUCUACAACUGAUGGAUGAGUUGCAAACAGCGGCUAUGGCGGAGGACGCCUAUUCUGUCUGUUCGAGACUCGCAGACCUGCGAGAUUUGCUUCGAUCCAUAGUAUCCGAGCCUACUGCAUCUGACAUGUCUGGCGAUCGGAUGUUGUUUGCAACCGUCGAGGGCCGCUUGGGUGUGACUUGUGGUCCGAUUCUGCCUGGCGAUGGGAUAUGGGUACUUGCGGGCAUGCCGUAUCCAGUGAUCUUGCGAGAGGCUGGGACCGGGAUGUAUUUUGUCAUUCAGUGCGCAUACGUCAAUGGCAUCAUGCACGGCGAGGCCGUUCCUGUUGCUGAGCCUCCGGUGCUCGUCGAGCUAGCCUAAGUGGCUCUAGCUUUCCGUGUCGGUCGAAUCGACAGAAGACCAGAAUUUGGAGCAUCGAGUCUUUCUAUCGGACAUGGACUAGGGUGGACUAGGUA